CUCAAUUCUCAAACACUUCCAAUUCAAAGCCUUUCCGACAACAACAGCCUAUCUUCAACUCGGAAGCACCUCGAUCUCCACAGCAUGCAAAACAUCUUCAAGCGAUCCAAACUCGACACCGCCGGAGCACCACCAAAGUCGACCGGAAACCCACUUCCUCCGCCGCCUCUCCGCCUCACCCACGAGCAAGAACUCGCCGUAAUCGUCUCAGCUCUCCGUAACGUCAUCGCCGGCACCACCACCACCAUGGACUUCAACUCGCUCUUCCCUUCCUACCACAUCCUUGCAGCAUCCGACGCCGAUCGUUGUCCUGUUUGUAACAUCAAAGGUUGUCUUGGAUGCAAUUUUUUCCCGCCACCAGCUCAGGAGGAGAACAACAUUAACAGCAGCAACAAGAAGGGACCCAAAAAGAGGGUGAAGAAGAACUACAGGGGAGUGAGGCAGCGGCCUUGGGGAAAAUGGGCCGCCGAAAUCCGAGACCCGAGAAGAGCCACUCGGGUCUGGCUCGGCACUUUCCACACGGCCGAGGAGGCGGCCCGCGCCUACGACAAGGCCGCCAUUGAGUUUCGCGGACCCAGAGCGAAACUCAAUUUCCCGUUCCCGGAUAACUCGCCAGCACAGGCGCCCAUUCAAGUACUACCUCAGAAGCAGCCAGUAGUUGUUGCCGAGACAAAGCAAGAGACCAAGAGCGUGGAAUAUUCAAAGGAAAUGGAAUCGGCGGGAAUGGAAAGUGAGUUCUGGGAAAGAAUUGGAGAAGACGAGUUGUUUCAACGGUGGAUGAUGACGGACUACGGAUGCAUGAUAUAGCUUUAGAUGAUUCAUUCAUAAACAUUAUUAAUUUAAUUAUUCAUUCAUAAACAUUAUUAAUUAUAGACUGUAGCUUUAGAACAAGCUUUUUUUUUUCUUUUCUUGUUUUUUUGUAAUAGAGCUUUACAACAAGCUUAGCACCAGAGGUUUGCAUCACAAAGCAGAAGACAUACAUGAAUUCACUAAAAAAGUUCCGUUCUC
Messenger RNA from Fragaria vesca subsp. vesca, 1008 nucleotides. Its product is annotated as ethylene-responsive transcription factor ERF109-like. Gene Ontology annotation, biological process: ethylene-activated signaling pathway; regulation of DNA-templated transcription. NCBI's taxonomy places the organism in Eukaryota, Viridiplantae, Streptophyta, Magnoliopsida, Rosales, Rosaceae. The transcript has a single exon. The record is from RefSeq and is a predicted model, not a curated record. Gene Ontology annotation, molecular function: DNA-binding transcription factor activity; DNA binding. Bases 85 to 807 code for a protein of 240 amino acids.